Molecule: messenger RNA, 1642 nt
Organism: Thamnophis elegans (Western terrestrial garter snake)
Lineage: Eukaryota; Metazoa; Chordata; Lepidosauria; Squamata; Natricidae
Gene: CEL
Product: carboxyl ester lipase
Biological process (GO): presynaptic membrane assembly; modulation of chemical synaptic transmission; chemical synaptic transmission
Cellular component (GO): synapse; cell surface; postsynaptic specialization membrane
Molecular function (GO): triacylglycerol lipase activity; sterol ester esterase activity; signaling receptor activity
Source: RefSeq, a predicted model, not a curated record
CUUUUUGGAGAUUAUAUGGAUACCUUCAAAGGAAUCCCUUUUGCUGCCCCCACCAAGACUUUGGAAGACCCCCAGCCUCACCCUGGCUGGCCAGGCACACUUCAGGCUGACAAAUACCGGGAACGUUGCAUGCAGUCCAUCCUCACCCAGACAGAUGUGCGUGGCUCUGAAGAUUGCCUGUAUCUAAACAUCUGGGUCCCUCAAGGGAAGAAACAGGUCUCCACCAACUUGCCAGUGAUGAUCUGGAUUUACGGAGGGGGAUUCAUCUGGGGGAGCGGCCAGGGGGCCAACUUCCUGAGCAAUUAUUUGUACGACGGGGAGGAAAUCGCCAGCCGCGGGAAGGUGAUCGUAGUGACUUUCAAUUAUCGGCUCGGGCCGUUGGGUUUCCUAAGUACUGGAGAUGCAGCUCUUCCAGGCAAUUAUGGCCUCAAAGAUCAACACAUGGCUAUCGCUUGGGUCAAGAGAAACAUCAAAAAUUUCGGUGGAGACCCAGACAACAUCACACUCUUCGGGGAAUCUGCUGGCGCUACCAGCGUCUCCUUACAGACUCUGUCACCCUACAGCAAAGGCUUGAUGAAACGGGCCAUCAGCCAGAGUGGAGUUGGUCUAUGCUCUUGGGCCAUCCAGAAAGACCCCCUCUACUGGGCUAUCAAGACUGCGCAAAAAGUGGGCUGUCCGACAGACAACACCACCGUGAUGGCCAACUGCUUCCGAAUUACCGAUCCGAAGACGCUGACCCUCGCUUAUCAUCUGGAAGUCACCAACUUGCGCUAUCCCUUGGUCCAUUAUCUGGCCUUCGCCCCGGUGGUGGAUGGAGACUUCAUCCCUGAUCACCCGAAGAACCUCUUUGCCAACGCGGCGGAUGUGGACUACCUCCUCGGAGUCAACGAUAUGGAUGGUCUCUUCGCCGGCAUCGACCUGCCAGCCAUCAACCGGCCCCUGGCGAAGAUCACCCCGGAAAACGUCUACCGAUUAAUUCAGGGAUUGACGGUAGAGAAGGGCACUGCAGGAGCUAAUGCGGCCUACGCCGUUUACACACAGAUAUGGAGCAAUACAGAAGACCAAGAAGUCAUGAAGAGGACAGUGGUGGAUCUGGAGACCGACUACAUCUUCCUGGUUCCCACCCAGCAAACACUUCAGCUGCAUCAAGAAAACGCCAAAACUGCCAAGACCUACAGCUAUCUCUUCUCCGAGCCCUCCCGGAUGCCCGUCUACCCCGGCUGGGUAGGGGCGGAUCACGCCGAUGACAUUCAGUACGUCUUCGGCAAACCAUUUGCCACGCCCUUGGGUUACAGAGCCCGGCAUAGGACUCUCUCCAAAGCCAUGAUUGCUUAUUGGACCAACUUCGCCAGAACUGGGGACCCCAACCGAGGGGAGUCCGAAGUCCCCAUCGCCUGGGUGCCUUACGACAACGAAAACUCCUUCUACCUCGAUAUCAACCACGACAUCAACUACAACUCGGUGAAACAAGGCCUGAGGGACGUUUACGUCAAGUUCUGGAAUGUGGCUUACCGCAACCUCCCCAAUGUCCGAACCGCAGAAAAGCGGGAAUAAAAAAACCGCAACCAACCAACCCCGAACAACGUCUCUUGACGUUAUACGUGAAACGAGAACCCAAUAAACAGAUCUCACUCUCUUGAAA